CGCCGACUUUGGUGAGAAGGAAGUUGUUGAUGGCACAGCUCCUUGCGCUCAGAGCCAGCUGAGAGAAAGGCCUUGGAGCUGCUGGGCAUGGGGCAAACACCUGUGUCUGGAGGGCCUCUCUGCCUCUCGGCUACUCAUCCUGGCUGGGGAGCGCCAUGUCCUGACGGCUGCCUACCCCCUCCUUAAGCGGCCCCUUCCUCGUCUCCAGCAUGAAGCGGCCCAAGGUGGGCCCUCCCUCCCUCGGCAUCCUGGGCUUUUUCGGUCGGAAACCCAAAGUGACUUUGGAACAGGAUGGGAAGCUGGAGUCCCCUCUGGGCAACCCUGAAGAAACCCAUAUCUCUCUGAUGCCAGAGGAGGAGGAAGAGGAGGAGGAAGAGGAAGGCUUGCUAGAAUGCCCACUGUGCCUGCUGCCCCAGCCUCCGGCGGCCUUCCCUGCUCUCUCCUGCUGCUCGCACCUGUCCUGCCUCACCUGCUUGCAGCAGUACUUGCGCAUCGAGAUCAGCGAGAGCCGCGUCCAGGUGGCCUGCCCGCACUGCCCUGCUCUCCUCCAGCCCUCGGAGAUCCAUCAGCUGCUCCCCGAGGCCAACCUGGGUGAGAAGUAUGAAGAGUACCUGCUGCGGCGCCUCUUGGUGGCUGACCCAGGAACCCGCUGGUGCCCUGCUCCAGAUUGCAGCUAUGCGGUCAUUGCCUACGGCUGUGCUGAAUGCCCCCGGCUCGUCUGUGGCCGCCAGGACUGCAGGACAGAGUUCUGCUACCACUGUCGGCAGCCUUGGCACCCCAACUCUUCCUGUGAGCAGGCCUGGCGAGAAUGGAGCAGGCAGGCUCCAGGGGCAGUGGAGCUCUCUACACAGUUGAUCCAGAAGGAGGAGGCUGCCCUGGACACCGAAACUAUCAAGGUGUGUCCCCGCUGUGGUGCCUUCAUCAUGAAGAUCAACGACGGGAGCUGCAAUCGCAUGAAUUGCACCGUCUGUGGGUGCCUAUUCUGCUGGCUGUGCUUGCGAGAGAUCACGGACGUGCACUUCCUCAGUCCUUCUGGAUGCACCUUUUGGGGGAAGAAGCCCUGGUCUCGGACACGCAAGCUCCUCUGGCAGCUGGGCAUGGUGCUGGGAGCACCCAUGGUGAUCUCAAUCGUCGCUGGCAUUGCAGUGCCAGUCAUCACACUAGGGAUACCCAUCUACAUGGGAAAGAAGGUUCUGAGCCAUGGACGCAAGAGCAAACUGUCGGUCUGCCAGCAGUGUCUGUCUGUGUCCAGCAGUAUUAUUCUGUCCCUCUUUGUGUCGCCCGUCAUCACAGCGGUCACUGUUGGGGUUGGGGUGCCGCUGAUGCUCACCUAUGUGUAUGGAGUGGUGGCGCUCUCUCUAUGCCGGAAUCGCUGGGGGUGCGGUGGCACCCGAAGGAAAGCUGGAGAGCUCAGCAUGGUGGAACUAGAGAACCUUGCCAAAUUGAAUGAGCUGCUGUCUGUGUUGCCCACUCAAAUGGUGUCUGAGGCUGGGAAUAUGCAUGCUGCGACGGCGGCUACCUCAUUACAUAGCACUGGUCAUAGCCUACAUGAUGAGCCUCCCCAAAAUCAGCGAGACAGCCAGUCUGCAAGCACCGUAGCCCUGGCAGGCAGCAUGCUAAGCGAAGGCCAGGAAGCUUCAUACAGGGAUGGGCUGAACUUCGAAGUGGAGGUGGAAGUGGAACCCCAGGCGUCCUCAGAGCGCAGCCUCUGCAGCGCGGCAUCAGGCCACAGCUUCUCCACAGACUCUCUCGCCUGCACCAGCGAGGGCUGCAGCUCGGCAGGCGCAGCAACAGAAUAAAGCAAC
Molecule: messenger RNA, 1805 nt
Organism: Euleptes europaea (tarantolino)
Lineage: Eukaryota; Metazoa; Chordata; Lepidosauria; Squamata; Sphaerodactylidae
Product: E3 ubiquitin-protein ligase RNF19B-like
Exons: 8
Coding region: 210-1799 (529 amino acids)
Biological process (GO): proteasome-mediated ubiquitin-dependent protein catabolic process; protein linear polyubiquitination
Cellular component (GO): ubiquitin ligase complex
Molecular function (GO): ubiquitin-protein transferase activity; zinc ion binding; ubiquitin binding
Source: RefSeq, a predicted model, not a curated record